AUGGACUUGCUAAAUAACCUAACCAACGGCAAAGCCGGUCAAGUGCUUGAAAAAUUCGGUGGUAACAGCCAAGGCGGACAGCAGCAGCAACAGGGUUACGGUAACACCAGCGCUGGUGGUUACAGUGGUAACUCCAAUAAUUUCGGUGGCUCAUCGGGUGGCUACAAUGGUAACUCAAGCGGCUCUACUGCCGGCUACGGUGGCUCUUCUAAUGGCAGCUAUGGUGGUUCGUCUGGUAGCUACGGAAACUCGUCGAGUGGCGGCUACGGCAACUCUUCGAAUGGCAGCUAUGGUGGCUCGUCUGGCGGUUACGGUGGCUCGUCUAAUGGCGGUUACGGAAACUCGUCUGGUGAUUACGGAAACUCGUCCACUGGCGGCUACGGAAACUCAUCUGGCGGUUACGGAAACUCGUCUGGUGAUUACGGAAACUCGUCCAGUGGCGGCUACGGCAACUCUUCGAAUGGCAGCUAUGGUGGCUCCUCUGGCGGCUACGGUGGGUCUUCCAAUGGAGGCUACGGUGGCUCGUCCCAUGGCGGUUACGGAAACCCGUCUAGUGGCCACGGAAACUCGUCCAGUGGCGGCUAUGGUGGCUCUUCCAAUGGAGGCUAUGGUAGCUCGUCCAAUGGCGGCUACGGAAACUCGUCUAGUAGCGGCUACGGUGGGUCCUCUGGCGGCUACGGUGGCUCUUCCAAUGGAGGUUACGGUGGCUCGUCCCAUGGCGGUUACGGUAGCUCGUCCAAUGGCGGCUACGGCAACUCUUCGAAUGGCAGCUAUGGCAGCUCGUCUAGUGGUUACGGCAGCUCUUCUAAUGGCGGCUACGGUGGCUCUUCCAAUGGAGGUUACGGUGGCUCGUCGGACAGCUUUGGCUCUUCCGGCGGUCUGGGUGCUUCUAGUGGUCAUCACGGUGGUCAUAACAGCUCAGGCGGAUAUGGUGGCAGUUCAGCUGGCUAUGGUGGCAACUCGAGUGGCUAUGGCGGCAACUCGAGCGGCUAUGGUGGCAACUCGGGUGGCUAUGGUGGCAACUCGGGUGGCUAUGGUGGCAACUCGGGUGGCUAUGGUGGCAACUCGGGUGGCUAUGGUGGCAACUCGGGUGGCUAUGGUGGCAACUCGGGUGGCUAUGGCGGUUCAUCCGGCAGUUACGGUGGCAGCAGCUACUAA
Messenger RNA from Malassezia restricta, 1158 nucleotides. RefSeq lists its product as uncharacterized. Bases 1 to 1158 code for a protein of 385 amino acids. The transcript has a single exon. Lineage: Eukaryota; Fungi; Basidiomycota; Malasseziomycetes; Malasseziales; Malasseziaceae. The record is from RefSeq and is a predicted model, not a curated record.